GCUUUCCGCUCUUUCUUUUUUCGCCGCAAUGGGGUGGGACGGAAUGCAAUGGGGGAUUUGUUCGGGGACUUUUAUUGGGCGGUGGGGUGGAUGGGUGCUGCUACCUCUCUUGGCAGAGGGGUGGAAAGGGGGAAAUCGGGGCUGAAAGAUACGAAAAGAACUCCGUUACAGGACAGUGGGCUGUGCUGUGGGAGGGGGGAAGGGGGGCGGCCCCCGUGCUCUGGCAGCAGCUCCUUGGCUUCCCCAGCUCUUUUCUUGCUCACUCUUCACCUUCCCCUCACAGCCCUUUGGUCGCCCCUGUUAUCUCCCGUUACCCCCAUCCCGCUGCAGCUCACCCCAAAGUAUCACAAAUUCCCUAAAUCCCCCCCAGAAAACUGAUUCUGGGGACUCAGCACCCCCUGAGGUACUAGCCCCCACCCUGGGCCUGGUGCAGGAAGGCAGCUGCUGUUUUGCACCAUUUCUCUGAAAUUUGGACCCAUAAGUAGCACAGAAGAUGUCGGACUGAGGAUGCAAAGUGCAUCAGUUUUGAACUCCAAAAUUUAUUACAGGGAGUAGAGGGGGUGGGGUUGAAGAAAUAAUUGACCUUUUGGGGAAGCAUUAGAGUUUUGGAGAGGUUUGUGUGAUGCUCUCUAAAUCCCUCCCUUUAUCCCCCCAAAAACCUGAAAAAACAAAGCAGUGGGAUUAAAACAGGCACCCAGUUGUGUUUGAGGGAUGGGGCAGGGGUUGCAUCCUAGACCUCCAGCCAGAUUUUCCCCCAGAAUUUCACCCCGCAGUGCCUUUUCAAGGCUGAGCUUCAUGGCUGUUGGGGAGGGCGGAUGGACGGAUGCUGCAUACCAAUAGGUCCCGUGACUUUCGAGCUUGUUUAAACCCUUUCUUGCUCUGCUCGCCUCCCUCCUCACCCUCCCCAGCUGAUUUCCCCUGUUCAGUCUGGUAUUUGUUCACCUCUGAGUGAUGCCAUCUGGACAGAGAAUCAUGAAGUCCCCAAAUUGGUGGAGAUAGGAGUUUUGGGGAGUAAACCCAUUCUUUAUUUUUGUAUUUAUUUCUUUUUCUCCAAAGAACAGUUUUGUAAGCUGUUUGUUGCUUGCUUUGAGCUCAGCUAGUUUGCAUUUCCCCAUGGGGUGAUGGGGACUGGUGGGUCCCCUUGAAACUGGGACACGGGGACUCAAUCCCCUUCUCUGUGGCUGUGCACAGAGGGAGGAGUGUUGGCUGCACAAGAGCAUCCUCUACAGGCGGUGCAGUGCAAAAAUGUCAUCCUUGUGCAUGCAUCUUUGCCACGAGUUGCAUCAGACCCACAGUGCACCUUGCAAGGGUUGCAUCCACUCCGCUGUGCAUUUGGAAAGAGGUUCACCAACCCCACCAACGCACUUCUUGUCAGUACUCCAAUGCACUUUGCAAAUGAUUGCAUCGACCCCGAUGCAACCAAUGCAUCAACCCCCUCCAAUGCAUUUUGCAGAGAGCUGCAUCAACCCUUGCAAUGCACUUUUUUGAGGCAACGCACGCGUUUUUUAAAAACUCCCUGCAAACAAUGGGGGUGCUGCAGUCGAGGGCUUCUUGGGGAUGCCUGCCGCAGCUCCGGGAGGGGAUUUCCCCUUUUUCGGAGAGCCGGGACGCGGCGCCCGCUGUCUCCCCCCAUCCCCAGGUCUGCUGGCGGGGGUGAACAUCACCAGCCCGUCGGCACUGGUGCGCGGCACGGCAGGCAAAGCGGCGCUGCUGUCAGUGCGCUACGCCAGCGCCAGCCCCGACAAACCGGUGGUGAAGUGGCAGCUGAAGCGGGACAAACCCGUCACCGUCGUCCAGUCCAUCGGCACCGAGAUCAUCGGCAACCUGCGGCCCGACUACCGAGACCGCAUCCGCGUGCUGGAGAAUGGCUCGCUGCUCAUCAGCCCGCUGCAGCUGGCCGACGAGGGCAGCUAUGAGGUGGAGGUCUCCAUCACCGAUGACACCUUCACUGGCGAGAAGACCAUCAACCUCACUGUGGACAUCCCCAUCUCAAAGCCACAAGUGUUGGUGGCCUCCUCAACAGUGCUAGAGCUCAGCGAGUUCUUCACCCUCAACUGCUCACACGAGAAUGGCACCAAGCCCACCUACACCUGGCUGAAGGAUGGGCGGCCGCUGAACAACGACUCCCGCCUCCUCCUCUCCCCUGACCAGAAGAUCCUCACCAUCACUCGUGUCCUCAUGGCAGAUGAUGACAUCUACAGCUGCCUGGUGGAGAAUCCCAUCAGCCAGGGCCGCAGUGUCCCCGUGAAGCUCACUGUCUACCGCCGGAGUUCCCUCUACAUCAUCCUCUCUACGGGUGGCAUCUUCCUGCUCGUAACUCUGGUGACUGUUUGUGCCUGCUGGAAACCUUCCAAGAAACCGAAGCAGCAAGCAGAGCCACCUCCCCCUGACUACACAGAACAGGAUGAGGAGCACCCCAAGCACGAGGCUGAGACCGUCCCGCGUGGUGCCGACCAUGAUCGCAAGACCCCCCUGGCCCUCUACAUCCUCAAGGAGCAGGACACUGCAGCACCUCAGGAGGAUUCAUCACCACCCGCUGGGCGCUCACCAGGACGCGGGGCUCGCCGCUACCAUCGCUCACCUGCUCCAGCCCGGCCACCCCGCUCACCCCCCGGCUCCCCUGCACGAUCCCGCUCUGCUGCACGCCUGCUGCGGGCCACCGGGGUCCCUGCCAUCCGUGAACAGGAGGAAGGCAGCGCCCUGGAGAUCAGUGCCUGAGCUAGCGGUGGUGCUGGGGAACACGUGCAUGGCCCGGCCUGGCCCAGGCGUGGAGGGGUGACACAGGGCAUGGUGGAAAGUCACUAAUUUGGUAUUGAACUUUGCCAGAGCUGCACCCUUCCACUCCGUUGGGGUGCUGGGGUGUUGCUGUAGUGGCCGUGGGGCUGGGUGUGGGGCGCAUGGGGAGCACACACACACACAUGCAUGGAACAUAUGUGGAGCAUGCACAGAGAGCCCACACCGUCUCCAGAGAAAGUGAGCAUGGAGCACAUGGAGUGAGUGUGCACAGAGCGUGCACAGAACAUGCAGAGAGCACAUAUGUGGUGUGCAAAGAGAGCGUGCAGGAGCAUAUGCAGGAGAAUGCUGAGUGUGCUCAGAUUGUGCGGGGAUAUCACAAACAGAGCAUGCAGAGAGAUGGUGCAUGAAAUAUACGGACAGAGCAUGCAGAUAGAGUGUGCACAGAGCCUGCAAGAGAAUGUGCAUGGACUGAGUGGAGAGAGCAGCCUGGAGUAUGGAGAGAGGGCAUGUACAAAGGACGCAAGAGAGCAUGCACAGGAGUGUAUAGACAGAAUGCACACAGCGUGCAAAGGUAGCGUGCAAGAGCACAUAAAUAAAACAUGUCAAAAGCAUGUCAAGAGAGCAUGCACCAAGCAUGCAGCUAAGACCAGACAGACUGCAUAGCAGAAGUACUUAUACAGAAUGUGUGCAUGGCAUGUGCAUGGAGCAUGCAGGUAAGUGUGCAAUUUGCAGAGAGUGUGCCAGCAUUUGGAGUAUGCUCCAAAUGUGCAUGGAGCGUGUAGAGAGCAUGAGUGUUCAGAAAGCAUGGGGCGUGUGGAAGGAGCGUGCAUGGAGUGUGGGAGAAGAACAUGCACAGAGCAUGCACAUGUUAUGCAUGUGCAAGAGCACUGUGCACAUGACCACAACCCUAUGCAUGCAGUUGGUGUGCCAGCUCCCAUGCGCACGCACACCCACACACACCAGCGGAAAGGCCCCCAGCCCUCUGGCUGCACUGUACCCAAACACGGGCCCAAGUCCCAGCAGUGAGCAGUGCCCUUGCAGCCACCAGCCACCCUCUGCUGCCUCUGGAUUUUCUGUGAAAAUCUCCUGUUUUUCAGCGCACCCACAUGCAUUGCUGCAGGAUCCCCAGGAGUAGGUUUAGGACAGAGCCGAAGGGCCGGGGCGCCAGAGCAGGUGCUGGGGCAGCCCGUGGUGCUCAGCGUGAGCAAGCACUCGUGGAUGCUACUAACCAAUAAACUCCAUGUGUUACCCAGC
Molecule: messenger RNA, 3990 nt
Organism: Lagopus muta (rock ptarmigan)
Lineage: Eukaryota; Metazoa; Chordata; Aves; Galliformes; Phasianidae
Gene: HEPACAM
Product: hepatic and glial cell adhesion molecule
Exons: 6
Coding region: 1558-2718 (386 amino acids)
Source: RefSeq, a predicted model, not a curated record